ACUUUUUCUAUCCUUCUUUUUCUUUUUCGCUUUAAUUACGGUCUUAUACGUGCGCCGCGUUUCCAUUAAUUCAAUAAGCUCGAUAAAUCCGUUCUCAUUCAGUUAGAAACGUCGAAAAUUCCAGCUCAAGAUCUUCUUCCACUCUGCGAUGGAAUAGCAGAUGUUUCGACGCGUUUCAACUGCGGAAAUUUAAAAUUCAAACAAAAGUAAUCGUGGUCUCGCAGUACGUAUUCGUUUGUAGGGUUUCGUCCCGAUUUUACUAUUGUUUGUUUCACGGAAGUAAGUUUCCUCGCGACUCAGGGAAAUGUGGGUCACCGGUGAUCCACGUGGCACGGAACGUGAUACGGGUUAACUAAAGAACUUUUUCUUUGUCACGUAUUUUUACCUCCUAAUCGCUUUGGUAUGAUAAUUUUUUAUAUCACAUAUCAACAUAGAUAUACGUGUAUCGAUCAUAAGCAGAAAAUAGUUCUAAAAUUCAGUAUAUUGUCAAUUAAUCUCGCGUUACAAUUACAAUUACAAAGGACAAUUAAUCUCAAUUGUCCUUUUAUUUGGUUUUGAGAUUGAACAUUUUUCCGUGCUCAAUUAAUAAUUUAUAAUGAUAUUAUUAUAUAACGCAAAAGCAAUUUUUUCUCCAAGAAAACGACCACAGUUGACCAAACAAGCCCUAUACACAUACAUUCCCGCUCAUAAGUAUCAUUACUGCGUUUCUUGUCAUUUGGCACAAUGUACUCUCUAUAUACCAUAUAGAUUGAGAUUUGCAGUAGGAUUCUCGAAGCGUCCUAUUCGAUAGAAUUCAGAUUGCAAAGCUGCAUGGAUGAACAAAUAAUUAUACAAAUAUGCUACGAUAUAACUCAUUCAAAUAUUUAGAACAAAUUUCUGCUUUCUACGUAUACUGCAUCGCAACUUUGCAUGAAUAUAAAAUUCUGCUCGAUCAAUCGUCUCCUGGAUACUUUAGAUUAAUUUCCAUAUUUCCAAUGAAACUGAUAGAUAUUCUAAUACUUAUAAACGGGGCUAUAUACGUAUUCAUAAACCAAUCGAACACGUACGUUUUACCGAACGCAUAUACAGUGAUGCAUAAAUAUGAAGUCAACUCAAAUUUCAAGCCCAAAAUCAUCAUUCACUGGAUGGAAGCUUACUAACCACGUUAUCGAGUUAAACACCUUCGAACCGGUUCCCUUUAAGCCAACGAUUAAUUACAACGAUAUGUAUCCGAAUGAAAAAAAGGCGAGGAAAAAAAAAGAGCAAGCUCUUUUUCGCAGGAAAGAGAGGGAAACCCGAAGGAAUCGCGAGACGAAAUCACGCGCGAGCGCGAACGACACGGGGAUUAGAAGGAUAUACGAUGGUGGGGGAAAGGUUGAGUGGUGGGGGCCGCUAUUGGUGGCGCGCUGUCGAUGAGUGGGGGUGAGUUAGGGGUAGUCAGCGCCUCCACAGAGGGUGAGUCUCAGUCGCCAAUCGGUCAGCCUGUCGCACGGCUGGGUCUCGGAAUCCCUGUGUGCGAGUAACGCUGAUCAGCGCGCGCGCGCGCGCCUCGCCACACACGUACGCGCGAUCAGACAAGGACGACGGGGCAGCAGCGGUGCGUGGAGACCGGAAUUUGCAUUUUCUCAGACGUGUGAUAAAAAGAAGAAGAAAAAAAAAAAAAGAAACAGAACAAGAAUAUAACCCAAAUCGGUGGAAGAGUUACGGAAAAGAAGAAACAUAGGAGGAAUCGUGGAUGGAAGUUGUAUAUAGCCGAUUAACAGCGAUCAUCCUCAGUCUAGUCGAACUAUAGGCGAAACGUGUCCGGGACGCGUUUCCCGAACGCGUACCGCAACCGGUCAGCGCGUGUGCACCCGACUACGAUCGAUCCUUAGGGCGAUACGAUCCAGAAACGCGAUGGACGGAACCACCCUGCUUAACCAGCGAAGAUAACGCCUUCCGAGAAGAUCAACCUGCUUGGAAUACGUAUUCACAUCGCACUUAAGGAGUAUACCCUCGACCUUCAGCAAGACUGCACGCGUCUCCUCUCAAAUCACAUCCAGCAUAGAAUCUAACCGAUCAUCGAGCUUCACCUGCCAUCGAGAACCAACAACCGCGAUAAAAGAAAGAACGCGAGGACGCCAGAAUCGGCCGACGAAGAUGUGAUCGAGAAUUCCUCUUGUACUACGUCCCCCUGUCUAAGGGAUGUCCUCCUCCGCGGGCACCAGCUGCACCGACGCCGAGGAGGACGCCGAGGAUGUGGAGAACGAGGUGGCAGGUAGCGCGCAGUCGUCUAAUUACUUGCCGUCGGGUUUCCGUGAUAGCGCGCGCGAUCACCUGGAAGGACUGCGGUUAGAUGGGUCAUCGAUCGCGCGUCCACCAGCCGGGGACAGUUCCGCGAGCCCAUCGACGUUGUCGUGGUCGGUGCCUCGAUAAAUCCGGAUCAUCGUCCUCCACCACCAUCUUCUCCCCCAUCUUCCUGUCUUCUUUACGGUCGUCGAUCGACGUUCGUUCAUCGACGACGAAGAGUCAAAGGUCUCCAGUUGCUCCGUCGCGAGUCGUAUCCACGGUGGAUGCGCAGCUGGAGCACGUACCAAGCUGGAGGAGGUAUAGGAACGCUGAUCGUUGGAGCAACGGAGGACCGUUCGCGUUCAGGUGACGACAGAGACGUCUAGGUUACUGCCAGGUGGAUCCUGAAAUCGUCCAAGAUCUGUCCUGCAUAAUUCGCGUUAUUAUUUUUAGUUUCUUACAUAUUUUCCUUUUAGUUUCUCGUAGUCCGGUUUGGCCCGAGUGUUCUGUAUUAUAUACACGUAGGGAGAAACUGUUGGGUGUUGUGUUGGAGAAUCGACAAGCUUCUAUCGGUCUGGCCGGUCCCAGCUGUGGAAGGUCAGAGGACUGCGAGAUCGGAAGUUCGGACGAACGUUUCCGGCCACUGUCACGCUAUAGAACGUGCGAACUAUCUCGCCCGAGGAUUUACACGGACGUGUACGGGACAAUUGGUCGAGCGUGUUGCUACAGCGUGUUUGGAAAGGCGUAUAGCAGGUCGCGGCGGUUGUGCUCGUUUGGACCGGUUCCAGGCGGACGUGAAACCGUCGACAGGUGAUUCGGGCGAUACCACAAUGGUGAACUACCCUCGAGUCAUGACAUUCAGUUAGUGAACGUACAGCUUGUUGUCGCGCGUGUGCAUCUGUGCAGCUGUAAGAAAGUAUUAAGAGAGAAUAGAAGAGAAGAGGAAAGAUCGAGAGAAGAAGGCUGGACAUGCGGCGAGGAAGACAGCACGUAAUCGUCGUAGCUAGAGGCUGGACGAGGUCCUGAUAGCCGCAGCGACCAGGAUCCGGGAUCAUCCAAGGAAGAAAGGAUGCCAGGGGGGCGCAGGGGCCUGGUCGCCCCGCAAAACACAUUCCUCGAGAACAUCAUUAGACGGAGCAGCAGUCAACCUGACAGCAGUUUUCUCCUGGCGAACGCUCAGAUCGUCGACUUCCCUAUUGUCUAUUGCAACGAAAGCUUUUGCAAAAUCUCUGGCUAUAAUCGUGCCGAGGUUAUGCAAAAGUCCUGCCGCUGCGGAUUCAUGUACGGGGAGUUGACGGACAAAGAUACGAUCGCCAGGAUCGAGGAAUGCCUCGAGGGCCAGAUUCACGAUCAAUUCGAGAUCCUGCUGUACAAGAAGAACAAAACACCACUAUGGCUGCUUCUACAAAUAGCGCCAAUAAAAAACGAACGGGACCUGGUGGUCCUGUUCCUGUUGACCUUCCGGGACAUCACUGCCCUGAAGCAGCCAAUCGAGGCGGACGACAGCAAGGGUGGCCUCUCCAAGUUCGCCAAACUCGCCAGAUCGGUCACCAGGUCGAGAUCUGUUCUUGUAUCACAAUUCAGCUCCCAUCUGCCCGCCCUCAAGGAUACCGCGUUGCCAACCACCGCGAAGCAAUCACAUUUAGCUCAUAUGAUGUCCUUAAGCGGCGACGUGAUGCCGCAGUACAGACAAGAGGCACCAAAGACCCCGCCGCACAUUUUGUUACAUUACUGCGCGUUCAAGGCGAUCUGGGACUGGAUCAUUUUAUGUUUGACCUUUUACACGGCCAUCAUGGUGCCCUACAAUGUCGCGUUCAAAAACAAGACCAGCGAGGACGUGUCCCUGUUGGUCGUCGACAGCAUCGUCGACGUCAUAUUCUUCAUCGACAUUGUCCUCAAUUUUCACACCACGUUCGUUGGACCUGGUGGCGAGGUGGUGUCUGACCCCAAGGUGAUCAGAAUGAACUACCUAAAGUCGUGGUUCAUCAUCGAUCUUCUGAGCUGCCUGCCGUACGACGUGUUCAACGCGUUCGACCACGACGAGGACGGCAUAGGGAGCCUGUUUUCGGCUCUCAAGGUGGUCAGAUUGCUUCGUCUUGGUCGAGUGGUUCGGAAACUAGACCGGUAUCUGGAGUAUGGAGCCGCGAUGCUCAUUCUACUGCUCUGUUUCUACAUGUUGGUUGCUCACUGGCUGGCCUGUGUCUGGUACGUCACUUUAAGGUACUCGAUAGGAAGGUCGGACGCGGACAACGGAGUCCAGUAUUCCUGGCUGUGGAAGCUGGCGAACGUCACCCAGUCACCGUACAGCUAUCUGUGGACCAAUACCAGCACCGCACCGGAACUAAUCGCAGGACCGUCCAGGAGAACCAUGUAUGUCACUGCAUUGUACUUCACAAUGACCUGCAUGACCUCCGUGGGCUUUGGCAACGUCGCCGCCGAGACCGACAACGAGAAGAUUUUUACCAUCUGCAUGAUGAUCAUUGCCGCUCUGUUGUACGCCACGAUCUUCGGUCACGUGACUACGAUCAUCCAACAGAUGACAUCGGCCACGGCCAAAUAUCACGACAUGCUGAACAACGUGAGGGAGUUCAUGAAGCUGCACGAGGUGCCGAAGGCACUUAGCGAACGCGUGAUGGAUUACGUGGUGAGCACCUGGGCGAUGACCAAGGGCCUAGACACCGACAAGGUACUUAACUAUUGCCCCAAGGAUAUGAAGGCGGAUAUCUGCGUUCAUCUGAACAGGAAGGUCUUCAACGAACACCCUGCAUUUAGAUUGGCCUCCGAUGGCUGCCUCCGCGCUCUGGCGAUGCAUUUCACGAUGUCCCACAGCGCGCCAGGCGAUCUAUUGUAUCACACAGGCGAGUCUAUCGAUUCGUUGUGCUUCAUCGUGACCGGAAGUCUCGAGGUGAUACAGGAUGACGAGGUCGUGGCGAUCCUCGGCAAGGGUGACGUGUUCGGCGACAGCUUCUGGACAAACCCGUCCGUAGGACAAAGCGCUGCCAAUGUUCGAGCUCUUACUUACUGUGAUCUCCACACGAUCAAGAGGGAUCGGUUGCUGGAGGUGUUGGAUUUUUAUCAGGCUUUCGCCAAUUCUUUUGCCAGGAACCUCGUUCUGACUUACAACCUUAGCCAUCGGCUGAUCUUCCGGAAGGUAGCGGAUGUCCGUCGAGAAAAGGAGCUGGCUGAAAGGAGGAAAAACGAGCCGCAGUUAGAUCAAGCUCAGGAUCACCUGGUGCGCAAAAUUUUCUCGAGGUUCAAGACCGACGGGGAUGCCCAGAUCGGCGUGAGCAGGGCCGCAAAUGGACGGUCCCAGCAGGAUUCCGACGAGGAGCUCACCGUGAACGUCCUGCCGCCCUGGCCCAGUUUUAGGUUCCGCAGGGAGAGACACAAUGCUGACGUGGAGAAAGGAGACGGAAAAGACGGGAAGGAUGGGAAGGAGGGUGAAUCCUCGCACGCCAGGAAACUCUCCACAGCGGACGAGAACAUUGCUGUUAAAGGACGGGCCGGGAAGUGGGGACGACUCUUAGGAAGCUCCAGCCUGGACUCCGGAAGCGAGACGGGAACCGGGGUAGAUACGUUCAAACGAUCCUUAAGCGCCAGGGACACCCGUCCCAGUUCUAGUGCCGGUAGCAACAAGGUGUUCCCAAAAUUCGGUAAGCUGACCGGUACCAUCGAAGAAUCAGGUGAUGCUGAAAACGUGAAAGAGACGCAGCAACAGCAGCAGAAUGCGGCAGAUUCGAAGCAGCUCCAGCUUCGCCGACUGGAGAGCUAUGACGAUGGACUAAUUACCACUCAGCCGAGCCACGAUCGUGAAAUCCUAGCUGCCGUGCUCGAGGUGAAGGUUGAUCUGAAACUGGAAGUGCAACGAGUCAAUCAAAGAUUAGCAAAGAUCGAGGACAUGCUGCAGACGCUAAUGACAAGGCUUCCUGCGGCCACUCCACCGCAGCAGAAGGGCUCGAACAAUUUUUCAACGGGUGGUAGCGGCGGUUCCUCGCAGAUUCAGCCAACCAGUCAACCACAAAGUGCUUCUAGCUGUCAACAGGGUUCCCAGGCUACGCAAACACCUGGGGGAAGCACAGAGCAGAAAAUUUCUAUAGCGACUGCAUCCACGUCGACGACCGAAGGUUACAGGGAGCAGGGUACAACCACAGAGAGAAGCUCCAAAUCCCAAGAGCAUCAUCAUCAUCACCAUCACCAUCAUCAAUCGCAACAGUCUGACAGAUUGAAGGACAGUAGUAGUGAUUAUAAGACUUCCUCGAGGGAAAUGAGUAAAGAGUUGUUAGAAAGACUGGCCCAAGCGUCCACUUCCAGAGGGGACGAUGGUACAUCCCUUGGACCGUUGAUUUUGAGGAAGAGAAGAAGCAAAUCAAGGAACAAGGGAGCUGCACCGCUGGCACCGUUAGCUAGUCAGCCUAUUAGUCCAUCGGAGGCGACAGAGACCACGCAGAUGCUCGAGUGCACGGAUGACAGGGAACAGAACACCACCGCGACAGACAGAAGCGACAGGUCCGACAGAAAACGGCCUCCGCCCAGACCUAGGGAAUACUUGUGAAAGUUCUUAAGGCUCCGGACGAUCGUCUCGAGGCUGAUAUUCUGGCGAGAAUCGCUGGAACGAACUGCCGUUCUCUGGAAUGAUUUUGUUAAGGUUAGGGUUAAGUAUGGUGCAAUUAGAUGUGACUUAAGAAAGUUUUAUGUGGUUGGUUAGGAUCGUCGGAGCUGGUCCUAUUCUAAUCGAUGGAAGAAGGAAAAUAGCUAUUUGGAGGUUAUCAUAAUCGGAAAGAAAUGGAAGUUGUGUCGAGGUUAAGGUUUCUAGUUUCUUUAAAGAAGAGAAGGACGGCUGUUUCAGCGAACUCUUUUCAACGAAAUGAGACGAGUGUACCGGUAGAGUAAGCUACCUGUAAAAUUUCACCGCGUACGUUUUAAGGACAUGCUGCAUUUUCGCUACUCGCUUCGCGUCUGGUCUUUAGCGAGCAUUCGUCGGUACGCGUGAAGAACGAAUCCGACACGGGGAAAAAAAUAUUGAUUUUUGAGGUUAUGGUUCGGGGAUUGUCGUUCGAAUUUAAUACGAAAGAAAAAAAACCAAGAAAUUCUAUAAAAGAGGUUAAAAAAACACAAGAGAGCAAAAAUAAAAGAGGGAUGUGCCGACGAAACGAUCCCGCUACUAUAAUGCAACUUGGCAUAUUUUUGCAUGGCCAAACACGCGAUUAAAAAGCAAAAAAGUAAACCAAAGAAAAAAUAUAUAAAAAAGUAUAUCGAAUUAUAUACUGCUUGCGACGGCUUUUUCGAGACAUCGAACGUUUAAACGAGAGGAGGAUGGAAACUAACAAAAUUCAGAAUACUCACGUUCUAAUACGUAAGGUAACACACACUGUAAUCGUAGGUUUACACGCAUCUUUAGGGGAUAUCAGCUAGACUCGUGGUUGCGCGCGAUAGAUUUUAAGUAACUAAAACAACCAACAACAACAAAAGAAAAGAAAAGGAAAGAAACGAUAAGCAAGAGAAUGAGAAUAAACUAUAUGAAACGAAACGAAUAAAAAAGAAUAAAGUGAAGAGAAAACGAAGAACAAUAUAUACAUACAUAUAUGUAUAUGUACUCUUGAAGCAAUUAGAGAAUCGUUGUUCACGUUCUUCGUUCAUUUUUAAUCAUUCCUUAAUUAAUUCUAUAUAAAUUGAAUGAAAAAAUUGUUAAUAAACGGUCCAACUAUAAAACGAACAAUGCUACACGAUUCUUUAAUUGUUUGGAACGGUUCAGGCUCGACGACUAAUUAUUAUAAGAGCGUUGAAAAUUUUGAGAAAGUAAGAGUUAGUAUAGGUAGAGUAUCAUGAUGUUCUCUGCAUUUGAGUUUUCGGACAGUCGAGCUCUGUGAUUAGAGGCGAAAGGCGUCGAGACGCGUUGCCAAGUCGUUUAUCGUUGCAUCGCUAUCGCUGCACCAUGGUGCCGUGUUCUUCUUUUUUACCGUUUCCCCUUCUUUGUUUCUCCCCUCUAUUUCAGUCGAUAGGUUUGAAAAAGCGAGAUUCGCGAACGUUGAUCGAUGGCUUUUCGAUAGUUUCGUCUCAAUGAACCGUGUGUGUAUGCUUUAUGUACGUAUGUAUGCGUGUACAUGAUUAAAAAUCGAUUACAAGUGCGUGAAUUUGUGUGAAAAUUAAUCGUGACGAUAUUGGGAGGACAUUCAUUGAAUAUUUUAAACCUCAGAGCUAAAUUUGUUUCACCAGGUUUGAGGUUAGGUCGUUUGUUUUUAACUUUAAGUUUAGUCACUUAGAUUUUGCUUAUUGUGGUAUGUUCACUAUAUUUUUUUCAGUUUAGUAUUAUCUCAUCUUGUUUCUUUAUCUUUCUAAAAAAAACAUAGAGAUCCUACAAUAGAUUUAGAUGAAAAUGAUUUGAAAAUUAAUACCGGAGAUGCUCUCAUGGUCACCCUUGCAUUUUUCUAAGCUUCCCAGCAUCAGAAAGUAUUCUCACUACCCUCUUCAGGAGACCUUGCCCGUAAAGCGAUUCGUGAUCCAUCAACCUCUUAAACGUCUCAAGACAGAUAAUAAGAAUUGAGAUUAUGAAGCUAUUCAAAGAGAAAGAAUUCAAGGUACACCAAGAAACCAGUUCUCGUAGGUGCCUAGAAGCUACCGACAAAGGUCAUUCUUAUCUUUUUAAACGUGUUAAACAACAUACUUCUCCUCGUUCCUCCAGUUUUUCUAUUCGAUUCUUAGAAAAAGAAAGAAAUAUAAAAUAAAAUUCAAUGAAGACGUUUAAUUCGAUAAUGGUUCCCGAAACCCACCAUGACGCGACGAUAAUGAAUAAUUAUAAAUUGUUAAAAGUCAAUUCGACCACGCCUCGAAUGGCUGCAUUUCCAGUGCAGCGGUCGCGCGAGAUUUAAAUAUUAGCAAAGCAAAAUAUAAAAAAGAACGAAUGAAGUAUAGGAAAGGAAAAAAGCAUGAAAGAAAAAAAAAGGAUAAAUAAAUAAAUAAAACUCUCCAUUUUGAUCGAACUUGAAGUGCUGCAACUUACGGUCGCGAUAUUUCAAUAAUGACAAAUGUCAAACGCCAUUACGGAAACUCAAAGAUUCCGUGUACUUUGUUACAUUGCAGAACAUGACCUAAUCCCGCGUUCACAUGGCAUUCACAGAAGCCAAACAGCAAUAUUAGGUGUAUAUAUAUCUUGUAACUACGACACGUGUAUAUAUAUUCAUACAUACAUAUACAUAUAUAUAAUAUACAUAGAAAAAAGAAGAAACUGAUAAAGUUACGCGUGGUUCGUGUCAACGCGUUUGCAACAAGAAAAGGUUAAAAAAAAAAGCAGCAAGAAAAUAUCAUAUCGCGAUUAUUCUUUCCUUUUCCUCUAAUUCUUUCUCGGUUUCCGGCGCAGCUUUCUGUUUCGAGAAAAACUUCGAUUCGACAACGAGAAUAUUCAUAUAUAUCACCCACGUAUGCAUACAUCCGUAUAUAUAUACACACACACAGAAAUAGAGACACACAUAUGCAUAUGUAUGUUGUAUUUCUGUUGCUGCCGCCUCGAGAAAGAACUUUGAAUAACACAAUUCUGAAGGACAAUCAAAGAUGGAAAGUACUGAUCUCACGAAUAGAGAAUUGCGAUUAAUCGAAUAAGCCUCUGAUAGAUAUAUACAUAUAUAUAUAUUUCGUUAGCUUAAGCCGACAUAUAUAGAUGAAACGAUGCGAACGAAGGAGCUUUUGAGGUUACAUAUACAUGUAUAUCAUUUUUCCACGCCGCGAUUCCCCUCAUGUAUCUAUAUUGCAUAUGGCGGAACAUAUGGUUGCAUAUGGUUUACCUUUCUUUAUUUACGGUCACUAUAGUAGUAUGUGUAUAGAAAGUUAAAUCGUUAAAAUGUUAAAUUCUGUGAACUAACGAACCAAGCAUUGCUUUUUGGCGUUAUUAAUUAACGAAUAUCGAUCAUUCGCGUAAUAUUAUCCGGAUUUGAACGCAAUUCAGAUUAAAGGGGAACCACGGAUCGUCGAGACCCGAACAUACCACUGAACGUUGAUCCACGACGAUUCAAAAUGAAUAAAUGAAAAACAAAACGAAGGGAACACGGGCAAACGCGCUGACAGGGAUAUCUACGCGUGUAAAUACUAUAAAUAUUAAAUAGAAGCGAAAAAUAUGGAAGAAAGAAUGCGAGAAUGCCUGUUUGUGUGUGUAUGGGGCAUGAAGACGAAGAGCGUACAAGAGUAAUGCAGAAAUAGUUCUAAUUUCACGAUGUUACCGAGAACGAGAUGAAGAAAAUGAAGAGAAAAAUGUUGAAUUAUCGAGCAGUUACGAGGACUUUGUUAAUUAGGUUUUAGCAGCGGUGACGAUAUAGCUGGCUCUAUCGUAGUUUCUAUACACUUUAAAACGAACGCGAAAGUUUAACAUGCCGUUGAAACGUUUACAGCAGCUGACGCGCGUCGAUCGAGAAUUAUUGUCGGGAACGGUGCGCCUUGCUCCUUUUUAACGCUGCAUAUCCAGUCUAUCGGCCCGACGUUCCAAAUCGAUUUACCAUUUUCAUACUAACCUUAAAAAUUAACCCUUGCCUUAACAUCGGAUCAUACUCGUGGCAAACAUUAUAGUCGUAAUUCAAUAAGGGAUAUUGUACUCGUAAUGAAGUUUGAAUACUUUAACAAUGUUUAAUCUAACUGCAAAUUAUAUAUAACAUAUCCAUAACACAUCAUCUGACAUGGUGCUACAAAAAUAUUCAUUUGAGUAUCUACUGAAAAGAUCAUAAGGCAAGGAGUUAAUUUACAAAAUGCUUUUUUUCAAUCUUAUAAAAAUUUCGACGAAAAUAUUUGAAAUUCCGCAAGAAAUAUUCACUCACGCAAUUUCAAUUUCAGUUUCGAAUUGGCAUUUUAAAAUUUGCUAAUACUGGCGAUAUUGGAAUGGCGGGGAAGUGGACUCGCUCUGUUCGCUAUCCGAGAGCUUCUCUUCUCGCGCACGUAUCCUCGUCUCCGUCGGGCGGUUCCAUUGGUGACCGGUAAGUCGACCACCAAACGUAUCCGUAAACCGUUGCAUCGAAAAUAUCGAAGACUGACGACGCGUUUCAUCUCCUCGAUAAGCCCAGCGCCAUAUUGGUUUCAUAAAAUCCCCGAUUUACAUUCCAUUCGGACUCGCCACUCGUGAUGUUCGACAAAAUCGAAACAUUCUAGCACCAGUUCGCAACGAGCCAAUUUUCAACGCGACGAAGCUCGAACGAAGCCGAUAACAAAGUCACGAAUGAUCGAGGUGGACGACAUAUGAUCGACUUAUUGGUCCGUCAUCUUGGAAUCGUUGACAACGCGGUCUUUUUGAGUGUUUCGCCAGUGUGGAUCGAUCCGCGUCUCUGGUAAUUGCAACGACGAACCUCCAUCACGUAUUUUUCCCGUGGAACAGUGUGUGUAUGUGCAGUGCACAUUGUGCACGGAACGAUUUCUCGAAGAAAAUCGAAGAUGACGGAGGUGGAGGAGCGCAAUUGGCGUCCGCGUCGAAGCUAAAUGCCGACAAGGCGGGUCGUUGUCGGAUGUGGUGCCGCGAAAACAGGCAACACGACGAAAGAAGAUAUGGUAAACAUGUGAUAUUACAAUUUUUUAUAUAUCAGCUACUUUGCAAUAACGGAUUAUCGACGUACUCGAGUGGAGAGCGUCGUGACACGGGUCGUCGUCGUCGUCGUCAUCGUCGUCGUCAUCGUCAUCAUCGUCGUCGUCAUCGAUUUGUCAACGACGAGUUUACGAACGAACGAAAGUUUGUCUUUAUUUCUUUGUGAAACUCCCGCUCGUUCGUUUCGAAAGAAAGGAGACGAGCGGAUGCCUCGUUUUUGUUUGAAUCUGAUAUCUUAAUCUUUCUUUUCUCUAAAAUAAAAAUCACAAAAACGAUAUGAAAGAAUGACAGAUUCUUUUUGUUGAAAAGAAAAAAAAGAAAGUUAUACGACGACGACUGUGAUCGCCGCGACGAUCGAAGAAGCCGUGAUCGUAUCGAAUUUUUUGUGAAAAUGAUUAAGAGAAUCUAUAUAGUAGCUAUCCGGCGGAAUAACAAAGAAAUAAAGAAAAAAAUAUAUAUAUAUUAUUAUGGUUAUUAUUAUGAUCAUUAUUAUGAUUACUAUUAAAACAAAAGAAAAGGGGGGUAAACAAAUUUUUGCUAUAACUAACACUUCGUCCAUUUUUCUAUAUGGGCAAUUCGUUGCACUGUAAUCAAGUCCUCGGCCUUGUAAAUUCUGUCCUUGUCAUUUCCGAAAACUGCUGUUCGGUAAUCGAACGCCACGAAAAAUCGAUCAAUCUCCAGUUACCAUCGCUCAGCUUAUUCGCCAAUCUUUUUUUUUAUCCUCCGGAAGAAAAUUCGUUUCUCAAUCAACGAUUUUCAAUACUUUAGAUUAAUAUAAUGCUUUUCUAAUCGAUAGAAAAUGACUGUCUAAUGAACAAUUAGCAAACAUAACCUCUCUUGGUUACCGCAAAACAAAGCUUCACGCUCCUAUAUAUGACGAUAUGUUUCUUUUAUAAAUCGAAACGCCGUUGUUUUACAAAAAAAAAAAAAAAAAAACACGUCGUAUUUGCAAUUCUGUAACGAACAACAGCGUAUCACAACGUUGUACGUAAACCAAGAGAGUGUUCGUAAUCAUAAACUUUCCAUUUUUCUAUCAAAGACAAAAUGGAACGAAACGAAAUAAAAGAAAUCUGUAUCGUGAAACGAUCAGAUGAUCGAUUGAUCUUCAUGGCGUUGGAAAAUCGACAGGAGCCGAGCUGUUUGCGAACUCUUGUGAGAAUCCGAUCGUGCGAUCUCGACGCGACUCAGAGAAGACGAAACGCGACGAACGAAUGGUCCUACGCGAACGCUCCUCGCCGCGUUCAUGUUCUUGUUGUUGUUUUCAAUUCGAGCGAUCGUCGACGAUUGAUAACAACGACGAAAGCUCUCCUUGAAAGGAUCUAAAUCGAUAAAAUCUCUAGCUUCGAUCGAGAAUAAAAAGCUGCACUUUCUAAGAGCAAAAUGCUUACGAUCGUGAUCAUCCUUCGAGCUCAAUCGUCUUUAUUAAAGAUAACCUUGAAAUCUUCUCUCAAAGGAUCGAUCUACUACAGAAUUCUGUAAAUAUUGAAUCUUUUAAAUCAGUAAUGCCCGAUUCUGAUUAAGAUUGCUUAGACUUAGACGAUAUUGAUCCUUAAGAAAUUGUAUUGAUUGCAAGGUUAUUGCAAUUGUAUUGCAUGGUUCUUCCCUAUAAAAGGUGUAGACAACGUGAAAUUAAGGUUAGAAAGCGAUGAAGGACUUUUAAGGGAUCAUUUAAGAUGAAAUAUUAAUUUAGGAAAAUGGUAUUUGAACAGCGCCACUGACGAUUGAAUCGAAGUAUCGAUGAUGAGGUUAAAACUUGAGGAGCUCUUUUGUUUUAUGCAGAUACAUGGUAAAAUGAAACACCAACCGUGAAGACUAACCAAAAUUUCGAAUCUACCGUGGUCUAAUGUUCACUGGUCUUCCUGAUCUUAUUUUGCGAAGCGUGGAACGUUCGAACGACGGUCGGAAGCGAAGGGUCGAUCAAGGAGUUCAGAAUCGGCGUCAACGAUCGCUCAAAAAACCACCGAGACGAAUAUACUUAAAGAAAAAACAAAAAAAAAAGACAUAAGAUAAAAGAUGAAAAAUCGUAUCGUCGAGAGAUCAAAUUGUAGCAUCGAACGAAGCCUGGCUAGAAUACUCAAAAGAAAGCUGCUUUCGAACUUAUAAUAAAAAAAGAUUAAAACUUGA
Bombus huntii is the source of this 13921-nucleotide messenger RNA. RefSeq names its product potassium voltage-gated channel protein eag (gene eag). Gene Ontology annotation, biological process: potassium ion transmembrane transport; regulation of membrane potential. Gene Ontology annotation, molecular function: voltage-gated potassium channel activity. Lineage: Eukaryota; Metazoa; Arthropoda; Insecta; Hymenoptera; Apidae. The transcript is spliced from 14 exons. The record is from RefSeq and is a predicted model, not a curated record. Gene Ontology annotation, cellular component: membrane. The coding region runs from base 3317 to 6799 and encodes 1160 amino acids.